Molecule: messenger RNA, 891 nt
Organism: Vigna unguiculata (cowpea)
Lineage: Eukaryota; Viridiplantae; Streptophyta; Magnoliopsida; Fabales; Fabaceae
Biological process (GO): negative regulation of organ growth; protein ubiquitination
Molecular function (GO): ubiquitin-protein transferase activity; ubiquitin conjugating enzyme binding
Source: RefSeq, a predicted model, not a curated record
UUCAUUCAUCUCCUCAAAUACCUCUCUCACAUUCUUCUCUUCCCAAACCCCAACUCAUAACAAAUUCCUUUGCCAAAUCAUUCUGUACUUCAAUGGAUCAACGUGAAGAAGGCAAACAGCAACCAUCCCAGAAAACACCAUCACACAAUAAUCAGCUUGACCCAGUUGAAAGUUCUGACAAUGUUGCUCCAGAAAAUGUUUUGCAGGAGCAAAGUGGCACAUUCACAACGUUUGCAUCAUUAGAAAGUGGAAGUGAGAGUGAUUCCUCUUUCGAUGAACAUGAUGAGGAUUCUGAGUUUUUUCUGAGCCAGGAGUUUGAAUCUGAACUUCAGUUUCUUGAGAGUGAAGGGAGCAAUGAUGAUGAUGAUGAUGAUGAUGAUGAUGAGGAAAUGGAGGAAGAUGAGAUCGAUGUGGAUGAGUUGACCUACGAGGAGUUGAUUGAGUUGGGAGAUUUUAUAGGGCGAGAGAAGAGAGGAUUAUCAGGAAGUGAAAUUUGUUCAUGCUUGCAUUCAUACACUUUUCAUUCUGCAGAAAGCAAAAGUGGAGUUGAUCUUUGUGUGAUUUGCCAGGUUGAAUAUGAAGAAGGUGAAGCCUUGGUAGCAAUUCAGUGUGAGCACCCUUAUCAUACAGAUUGCAUAACCAAGUGGCUUCAGAUUAAGAAGGUUUGCCCUAUAUGUAACACUGAAAUUUCUGCUCCCAAGAUAGUUAGUUAAUUAAGAAUAAUACUUGGAUUUUAGAUAGUGUCAUAUUUAUGCUUCCUUAAUUUGUUCAAUCUAAAUUUGAAUGAAAAUAUAGUUGAGGAAAUAAAAGCUGCACCCAUAAGCUUUGUAACAUUGUAAAUAACACAAGUUUGAUGUUUCAUAGAUACAAAUGGUUUCAAAUCAAAUUAUA